This is a messenger RNA of Malania oleifera, 1775 nucleotides long. Its product is annotated as IAA-amino acid hydrolase ILR1-like 6. The record is from RefSeq and is a predicted model, not a curated record. Gene Ontology annotation, molecular function: IAA-Ala conjugate hydrolase activity. Gene Ontology annotation, cellular component: endoplasmic reticulum. Lineage: Eukaryota; Viridiplantae; Streptophyta; Magnoliopsida; Santalales; Ximeniaceae. Bases 111 to 1532 code for a protein of 473 amino acids. Gene Ontology annotation, biological process: jasmonic acid metabolic process; auxin metabolic process. The transcript has 5 exons.
GCCACUCUCUCUCUCUUCUCACUCUAUAUUCCUCUCUUCUUCCCCACCACUCCUCCUCACUCUGGUGGUUGCCAAUUGCCAUCUCUCUCUCUCUCUCUCUCUCUCUCAUCAUGAGAGUUCGUAAACUACGUUUCAUGGUUUCUUCAAUCUCCAUCAUCAUCGUCCUGAGAUGGGUUUUCAUGGCGGUCGCAGUUCCGACAGUCUCGUCUGAUCACUUCUCCUACUUCGACAAUACCUGUUUCAAUGCCAAUCCUAAUUCGCAGGGCUACAGGAACCGCAACUCCUCCGUCCGCCGCCCGGAGCUGCCUUCUUCGGACUGCGGGGCCUGGACGGAGGCCUGCUCGGAGGCGGUCCUCCGCGUUGCCCGGCGGCCGGAGACGGCGGAGUGGCUGAGGAGUCUCAGGAGGAGGAUUCACGAGAACCCGGAACUGGCUUACGAGGAAUUCGAGACGAGCCGGCUGGUUCGGGACGAGUUGGACCGGAUGGAAGUGAGUUACAGGUUCCCGAUGGCCAAGACCGGAAUCCGAGCAUCUAUUGGCACCGGCGGUCCCCCUUUCGUCGCCCUCCGGGCUGACAUGGAUGCCCUCCCAAUUCAGGAGGCUGUAGAAUGGGAUCACAAAAGCAAAGUUGCUGGCAAAAUGCACGCGUGUGGACACGACGCGCACGUGGCCAUGCUUAUCGGUGCCGCCAAGAUCUUGAAGUCUCGUGAGCAUCACUUGAAGGGAACUGUAAUUCUGCUAUUUCAGCCAGCCGAGGAAGCUGGGAACGGUGCAAAACAAAUGAUCAGAGAUGGGGCACUGGAGGAUGUGGAGGCCAUAUUUGCAGUUCAUGUAUCACACGAGCACCCAACCGGAAUCAUCGGAUCGAGGCCUGGUCCUUUGCUGGCUGGUUGUGGCUUUUUCAGAGCUGUUAUUAGUGGUAAAAGAGGCAGGGCUGGGAACCCACACCGCUCCGUUGAUCCUGUCUUAGCAGCCUCAGCUGCAGUCAUCAGCUUACAAGGCAUUGUGUCCCGCGAAGCUAACCCACUGGAUUCACAGGUUGUAUCGGUGACUAUAUUCAAUGGAGGCAACAAUCUUGACAUGAUACCAGACACCGUGGUGAUUGGUGGUACCUUUAGGGCGUUCUCCAACACAAGUUUCUACCAACUCCUCCAAAGAAUUGAGGAGGUGAUUGUAGAACAGGCCAGCGUUUUCAGAUGCUCCGCAACGGUCGACUUCUUCGAAAAAGAGUACACAAUUUAUCCACCGACCGUGAACAAUGAGCACAUGUAUGAGCACGUCAAAAAGGUGGCUACGGACUUGUUGGGUGCCAGAAAUUUCAGGGUUGUGUCGCCAAUGAUGGGUGCAGAGGACUUCUCCUUUUACUCGGAAGUGGUUCCUGCAGCAUUCUUCUACAUAGGCAUAAUGAACGAGACACUGGGGUCUGUCCAUACAGGCCACUCACCUUAUUUCAUGAUCGACGAAGAUGUUCUGCCUGUAGGUGCUGCAGCUCAUGCUGCCAUUGCCGAAAGAUAUCUCAACGAACAUGGAUGAUGCAAAGACGUUAUUAUUUUUGUAGUUGUUCAUUGAUUUUUGGUGUGUUUCGGGGUUGGGGGAUGAUGGGUACAGGGUAAGUCCCCCUUGAGCAGGAUCCUCUGCUCGUUAAUGUAAUUUUGUUUGUUCCUUCAUAGGUAGUGUGAUUUUAGCACUAAAUAAUCUUUUUUUAAGGGUACGUAGCUACAGUUUGUUCUGAUUAUUUGCAAGGCUCAAUUUCUAUUGAGAAAAGUUGUCAUUUUC